AUGGCAGUAUUGAAUCCAAAUAACUGGCACUGGGUCGACAAGAAUACCCUUCCAUGGACUAAAAGUUACUUCGAUGACAAAAUCAAAGGGUUUGAGGUCAAGAAGGAUAGUGCAGCUGGCUCGGGAUACAGGAUUGUCGAGAUCAAUAAGAUUACAGGUGAUUCCAACGUAUCGCAACGUAAAGGGAAACCAAUAUGUUAUUUCGAUUUGAACAUUGAAUUGAAAUUAGAGGUCUUUGAAUCUUCCAGUGAGGAAGAGGACGAGGACGAGGAUAAUGAUUUGAAUGGGACUGUAAUCCUUCCAGAAUUUGCGCAUGACGACACAGAUUUUGAAAUAAAAAUCAGUGGUUUGUCCAACGAUAUCACUAAACAAGUGAACCAAGAUUUUAUUCCUGAUUUAAGAACUGUUCUUCUACAAUAUCAAAAAGAUUUAUUAGAGACUCAUUCGCAGGAUCUAAGAGAAUCUUAA
This is a messenger RNA of Maudiozyma barnettii, 468 nucleotides long. It is a transcript of the gene HCH1, whose product is annotated as Hch1p. Bases 1 to 468 code for a protein of 155 amino acids. The transcript has a single exon. The record is from RefSeq and is a predicted model, not a curated record. Lineage: Eukaryota; Fungi; Ascomycota; Saccharomycetes; Saccharomycetales; Saccharomycetaceae. Gene Ontology annotation, molecular function: protein-folding chaperone binding; ATPase activator activity. Gene Ontology annotation, cellular component: cytosol. Gene Ontology annotation, biological process: positive regulation of ATP-dependent activity; protein folding.